GUGGCAGAUAGCACUGCGCAUGAUCACACGUGUUUGUCCAGCUGCAGAAGCUUGCUGUGCAGGAGGCCUGGGUCCAGGGAUAGCUGCAGCCCUCGGACAUGUUACCUUUCUCUUUACGGCGCUUGGCUCAGCCUCUUCGGAGAUAUUGCAAUGUCCGGGCACAGCACACUCAGGCCGCAUUCCAAGCUGGAAACCACCCUUGGACAGGACAGGAAAGCCUUGCAGAAGGCGACCCUGAGAUGUGGGAUCUCGUUCAGAAAGAGAAGGACAGGCAGUGCCGUGGGUUGGAGCUGAUAGCUUCUGAGAAUUUCUGUAGUCGCGCGGCCCUCGAAGCGCUUGGUUCCUGUCUCAACAACAAAUAUUCUGAGGGUUACCCAGGAAAGAGGUAUUACGGUGGUGCUGAAGUUGUGGACCAGAUAGAGAUACUGUGCCAGAACCGAGCUCUAGAAGCCUUCAGGUUGGACCCAGAAAAAUGGGGUGUGAAUGUGCAGCCGUAUUCUGGCUCCCCAGCUAAUUUUGCAGCAUACACGGCUCUCUUGCAGCCUCAUGACCGACUCAUGGGACUUGACCUUCCCGAUGGGGGACAUCUCACCCACGGGUACAUGUCUGAUGUGAAACGCAUCUCCGCAACCUCGAUUUACUUUGAGUCCAUGCCUUAUAAGCUAAAUCAAGCAACAGGGCUAAUCGACUAUGACCAGUUGGAAGUCACGGCACGUCUUUUCCGGCCAAAGCUUAUCAUUGCAGGAACAAGUGCGUACGCACGGCUGAUUGACUAUUCCAGAAUAAAGAAGGUUUGUGAGGACGUAAAGGCUAUACUUUUGGCAGACAUGGCUCACAUCAGUGGCCUCGUAGCAGCUGGGGUCAUUCCAUCUCCUUUUGAUCAUGCAGAUGUCGUCACAACAACAACACACAAAACCUUAAGAGGAGCCAGGUCUGGGCUCAUAUUUUUCAGAAAAGGCUUGAAAUCUGUGGACAAUAAGACUGGAAAAGAGAUUCAUUACAACUUUGAAGAUAAAAUAAACUUUGCCGUUUUCCCUUCCAUUCAGGGAGGGCCUCACAAUCAUGCAAUUGCGGCAGUGGCUGUAGCUUUAAAACAGGCCAGCUCACCGAUGUUCCGCGAGUACGCCACACAAGUCCUGAAGAAUGCCAAGUCUAUGGCUGCAUCACUGCUAAAGAAGGGUUACACCUUGGUGUCAGGGGGGACGGACAACCAUCUAGUUUUGGUAGAUCUGAGACCAAAGGGAAUUGAUGGAGCAAGAGCAGAGAGGGUGCUGGAGCUUGUAUCGAUAACCGCCAACAAGAACACGUGCCCUGGUGACAAGAGUGCCGUGACUCCUGGAGGACUGAGGCUGGGUGCCCCUGCAUUAACAUCACGCUGUUUCAAAGAAGCUGACUUUGCAAAGGUUGUAGAUUUCAUUGAUGAAGGAAUCCAGAUUGGACUAGAUGUAAAGAGCAAGACGAAAAAGCUUCAAGACUUUAAGAACUUUCUUCUUGAGGACCAAGAUACCGUAGAGCGAAUUGUAAAUCUCCGUCAGCGUGUGGAGGCGUUUGCUCGUGCGUUCCCCAUGCCAGGAUUUGAGAAGCGCUAAAGACAUAGAUAGUGGAUAGUUGUAACAAACAGAUUUUUACUUUCUAACAUUCUUUCCAUGCUUGUACAGCCAUGAUAUUUUUAGAUUUCUUCUUUUUUUUAUUCUCCUCAUUACCUUAUUCCUCUGUCUUUUCUGUUUGUGACCAACUCCCUUCUCCCAUUACUAACGUCUCCCAUGGCCUGUAGCACGAGGGCUGGUUGAAGAUCUAAGAAUGGGUGCUAAUGCCUCCGCAGUGGCUGCAGGUAACCGCUGUGAUUUUCCAGGGUUGGCAACUGUCAAUAAAAGCAAUAAACAUCUAUAAGCCA
Molecule: messenger RNA, 1894 nt
Organism: Spea bombifrons (plains spadefoot toad)
Lineage: Eukaryota; Metazoa; Chordata; Amphibia; Anura; Pelobatidae
Gene: SHMT2
Product: serine hydroxymethyltransferase 2
Exons: 12
Coding region: 99-1589 (496 amino acids)
Biological process (GO): regulation of oxidative phosphorylation; tetrahydrofolate interconversion; L-serine catabolic process
Cellular component (GO): cytosol; nucleus; BRISC complex
Molecular function (GO): glycine hydroxymethyltransferase activity; protein homodimerization activity; zinc ion binding
Source: RefSeq, a predicted model, not a curated record